Messenger RNA from Helicoverpa armigera (cotton bollworm), 654 nucleotides. RefSeq lists its product as uncharacterized. Lineage: Eukaryota; Metazoa; Arthropoda; Insecta; Lepidoptera; Noctuidae. Bases 106 to 627 code for a protein of 173 amino acids. The record is from RefSeq and is a predicted model, not a curated record. The transcript is spliced from 5 exons.
CACAUAAGUUGGAUAAAAUAAAAACGCAGUUUAGUUUAGAGCUGGCCCGAUAACAGAAAUGAUGUAAAUGUUGUUUUUGAUAAAAUAUUUAAGUAUGUUUAAAUAAUGUUAGUGUGGUUCUUCGCGAUUUUACUUUUAUAUGUAUCAAAAUGCCCGGGCCAAACCCCGUACCGCUUAGCUCACAUCAAUCAGAUGGAUGUGGCACAGUUUGGUGAUGCAGAGCACCGAGGACCCAACUGGUAUGAUUACACGGAAGGCUCACAAGGAGCUGCCAGUACCCUGGAGGAAGAUCAGGCAAGUUCUACAAUAGAACUAUCGACGGACGAGGAGGAGUCGAGUUCAGAGACAAGUAGCGGCUCUGAUAAAGAGACCAGUGAGAGGAAAAGAGCUACAGCAUUAUAUCGCGACUGCCAUCCAUGCCCACAUGACAUGCUGAAGAAGUUCACGAACAUCGGCAUCAAGUGGCUCUGCGGCGCCUACCAGCGAGCCCGGCGCAGCUUCAAGAGUGACUGCAUGAUGAGGUACAGGAACUGCCAGGAUGGCACCAUGUUCAUAAAGCUACACGACCACAAGUGCAAGAACGACUCGUACCACGGCCGCAGCUGGUUCUACGUCUACGGUCUAUGAUACUUCUGUUGAUACUAAUAAUAAAAU